UGGGAUACCCGCACUGCAUGCCGGGAGGCCUCUCCCGAGUUAAUAUGCGCCUGCGCGACUCCGCCUCUUCCUUUUCGCGAGCAGAUAGACGGACGAGAUGGGUCACCAGCAGCUGUACUGGAGCCACCCUAGGAAAUUCGGGCAGGGAUCCCGCUCCUGCCGCGUGUGCUCUAACAGACAUGGACUGAUCCGCAAAUACGGGCUGAAUAUGUGCCGUCAGUGCUUCAGGCAGUAUGCCAAGGACAUUGGCUUUGUCAAGUUGGAUUAAGAGGAUUUCACUUUGAAGAUUCUGUCCAUGUUAUGAAAACAUUCAACUUAACAUCAGCACCAUGAGAAGACUUUAGUGUGAACUGAACACAAUUAUUUGUACAUAAAUAAACUGGUGCAAUCUUCA
Messenger RNA from Hyla sarda, 394 nucleotides. It is a transcript of the gene RPS29, whose product is annotated as ribosomal protein S29. The transcript has 3 exons. NCBI's taxonomy places the organism in Eukaryota, Metazoa, Chordata, Amphibia, Anura, Hylidae. Gene Ontology annotation, molecular function: zinc ion binding; structural constituent of ribosome. Gene Ontology annotation, cellular component: cytosolic small ribosomal subunit; ribosome. Bases 98 to 268 code for a protein of 56 amino acids. Gene Ontology annotation, biological process: translation. The record is from RefSeq and is a predicted model, not a curated record.